Messenger RNA from Styela clava, 810 nucleotides. NCBI's taxonomy places the organism in Eukaryota, Metazoa, Chordata, Ascidiacea, Stolidobranchia, Styelidae. The record is from RefSeq and is a predicted model, not a curated record.
AUGAUUAAAAUCAUAAUUGUAACGCUGACAACUCUUCUAUUAACUGCUGGACUCUCUAUAUCAGCAACUGAACGAUGCGAAAUGGCAGCGAUUUGCGAUGAAAAACCUGUAUGGAUGACAGUGCCAACGAAUAAAGAUGAGACUUCCUACUCCGCUCAGGAUUGUGAUAGGGAUAUUCAAAGAAUAAAAGAUCAUAUGGCUGAGUUUCGUCUUCUAGAGAAGGCUCUGCGCAAAAGAUUAAAUAAAUACAAAAGCUUGAAGCAGUCUACACCAUCCAAUAAAGACAUGCUGACGUCGACUGCAACUCCGGCCGACAUCACUACAGAGCCGUUAAGUCCAACCACCGACUUAUUAACUAUUGUUUCAACUAUAGACAGUGUGCCAACUUCCACUGUAACUUCAGUCUUCAUCUCAACUAAACCAUUAGUUACGACAACCUAUUUGCCAACAACUACUUCUAUAAUCGACUGUACUAACAAUUGGAACGAACCAACAAGCUACACCUACGUUGGCUGUUAUAAUGAGGAAACGCCAUUCAGAGGAGGAAGAGUAAUAGCAACAGUCGAAGGACAGUAUCCCACAGUUUCAGGCUCGUAUAGAGCCAGAACAAAUGCAAUACAGAAAUGUGCAAGAAUAGCAUUUUGUUUGGGAUACCAGGUUUUUGCCCUACAAGAUGGUGGCUGGUGUGCUACAUCAGAGAACGCCCACUUGACGUUCAGUUCAUAUGGCCGUUCCUCUGCGUGCCCACCAGGAGGAGGCGAAGGAGUUUCAGCCACGAAUGCUGUAUACAAGAUAACUAACAAUUUUUAA